Molecule: messenger RNA, 724 nt
Organism: Ipomoea nil (Japanese morning glory)
Lineage: Eukaryota; Viridiplantae; Streptophyta; Magnoliopsida; Solanales; Convolvulaceae
Exons: 4
Coding region: 299-724 (141 amino acids)
Source: RefSeq, a predicted model, not a curated record
AAAUGGAAUCUCACCUUCUAAUUCCUCAAAUCACAACUGAGAUAAAACAAUAGAGUUGUAAGGUUUGUGUUAUUGAAAAGUUGAACACAAGAGAGUCAAAGACCAAACCUGGAAACUUGUACAAACCUAUAACAUUUCAAGAUGAAGCGGUUACUCCUUUUAUCAUUCUCAAUUUUCACCAUAAUUCUAUUAUGCAUAUAUGUGGAUUCUAAAUAUUUGUUAUAUUUUUUAAUAAUUAUUGACAUCUAUUUUGAAAUAUAAUUAUAGGGCAACAAAGUUCAAGGAAUGACUUAUCAGAAUGAUAUUGAACUGCUUGAUGAAAGGCUCAAAUGAGAGAUAUAGGUUUGUUUGGUCAAUUAAUAGGAAAACUCUUAUACAAGAUGUUAAUGAUGAUCAACAAUUGGAUUUGCAACCUUCUUCUGACAUGGAUACAAAACCAUUUGGACAAUUAUAUGCCUACAAAUCUAAAAGACAAGCAAUUAAUGUCAUUGGAGUUGUGAUUUCUAAACUACCUAGAGAAUUUAUUGUCACCAACAAGAUAGGACAACAAAAAGCUAAUGAUUUUGUGAUCGUUGAUGAAGAGCUUAAACCUAUUAUUUUCACAAUGUGGGGAAAUUUUACGGUUUAUCAAGGCGUUGAAAUUGACAAAGAACUCCAAUCUGGAGAUUAUCCGGUUGUUUAUCAAGGCGUUGAAAUUGACAAAGAACUCCAAUCUGGAAAUUGA